UGGAGGCGUGUCUUUACGCCGCUCCCCUUCUUCAGCGCCUGGGAGACCCCGUUUGUCCCUUUUGCCUUCUCGGCUCUGUACGGAGAAGAUGCCUGGAGUCACCGUAAAAGACGUGAACCAGCAGGAGUUCGUCAGAGCCCUGGCUGCUUUCCUCAAGAAAUCUGGUAAACUCAAGGUUCCAGAAUGGGUGGACACCGUGAAACUCGCCAAACACAAGGAACUGGCGCCAUACGAUGAGAACUGGUUCUACACCCGCGCAGCUUCCACAGUCCGUCACUUGUACCUCCGCGGUGGUGCCGGUGUAGGCUCCAUGACAAAGAUCUACGGUGGACGUCAGCGCAAUGGUGUCAAGCCAAGUCACUUCAGCAAUGGAUCAAAGUGCGUAGCCCGGAGGGUACUGCAGGCACUGGAGGGCCUGAAAAUGUUGGAGAAAGACCCCAAUGGCGGUCGCAGACUGACUCCCCAGGGACAGAGGGAUCUGGACAGAAUUGCUGGACAGGUCGCAGCCGCCAACAAGAAACAUUAAGUCGAUUUGUUAAAAUAAAACUUUCUGCUCCAAAACUGA
Molecule: messenger RNA, 565 nt
Organism: Bufo gargarizans (Asiatic toad)
Lineage: Eukaryota; Metazoa; Chordata; Amphibia; Anura; Bufonidae
Gene: RPS19
Product: ribosomal protein S19
Exons: 6
Coding region: 89-526 (145 amino acids)
Biological process (GO): translation; ribosomal small subunit assembly
Cellular component (GO): cytosolic small ribosomal subunit; ribosome
Molecular function (GO): structural constituent of ribosome; RNA binding
Source: RefSeq, a predicted model, not a curated record